Molecule: messenger RNA, 2518 nt
Organism: Pezoporus occidentalis (night parrot)
Lineage: Eukaryota; Metazoa; Chordata; Aves; Psittaciformes; Psittacidae
Gene: NRG3
Product: neuregulin 3
Exons: 8
Coding region: 1-1224 (407 amino acids)
Biological process (GO): animal organ development; intracellular signal transduction; nervous system development
Molecular function (GO): chemorepellent activity
Source: RefSeq, a predicted model, not a curated record
AUGGUCCUACCUGGAGCCUCUGGCAAAAAGCUCCAGAAAAAUAUUGCCAUAUCUAAUGAAGCAAAUGACAAAGAAGUGGGGUUGAGGUGCAAAGAGGGCUACCAAGGAGUCCGCUGUGACCAAUUUUUGCCGAAAACGGACUCAAUCUUGUCAGAUCCAACAGACCAUUUAGGAAUUGAAUUCAUGGAGAGCGAAGAGGUGUACCAGCGCCAGGUGCUGUCUAUUUCCUGUAUCGUCUUUGGCAUAGUCGUAGUGGGCAUGCUUUGUGCAGCAUUCUACUUCAAAACAAAGAAACAAACAAAGCAAAUACAUGAACAGCUGAAAGAAACACAGAAUAGGAAAACCUACAGCCUAAAUGCUUCCAGCAUGAUGGCAAAGUCAGAGUGUAUGGCACAAAGCCAAGUCCAGCUGCAAAAUUAUUCAAAAACAGAUAGGCAUCCUGGGCCUAUUCUUCACAAAGUUAUGGAGUCUAGUUUUUCAGGCCCUCAGUCUUUCCCAGAGGCCUUGUCUCCUGACAGAGGAACCCAGCCCAUCAAGCAACAUAGAAGUCUCUCUUCAUGCUGCAGCCCAGGACAAAAAAGCGGGAUGCUGCAUAGAAAUGCCUUUCGGAGGACUCCUCCCUUACCUCGGGGUAGGUUCAAUGGGAUUACAGGACCAGCAUAUCAACAGCUAGAAGAGUCAAGGAUCACAGACCAGGACACAAUACCUUGUCACGGGUAUUCAUCCAGUGGUUUAAAAACUCCUCAGAAUACUCCAAUAAAUAUGCAACUGCCUUCAAGAGAGACAACCCCUUAUUUUAAUAACAUGGAUCAGAAGGACUUGGUCGGCUAUUCAUCUUCAAGGGCCAACUCUGUUCCCAUCAUCCCGUCUGUGGGCUUGGACGAAGCCUGCAUGCAAAUGCAAAAUGUUUCUGAAGUAACAGGCAUCAAGUGGUGCAAAAACUCCUAUUCAGCUGAACUUGUCCAUGUGAGUUCCCCAGUCAGUAAUUGUCUUAUAGCAGAACAACACGAAGUGAAAAUAUUGCUAGAAACUGUGCAGGAGCAGAUUCGAAUUCUGACGGAUGCAAGGCGGUCGGAGGACUAUGAACUGGCGAGAGUAGAAGCAGAGAACAGCACGAGUGAAAACACAGCCUUUCUGCCCAUGAGCCCCGUGGCCAAGUCAGAGCAAGAGGCACAAUUUGUCUUAAAAAGUGAAACGCAAAGAGACUCGGUAUUGACCAAGUGACUUUGUGUAGGGAUUUUGGGAGGGGAAACGAGAUCUGUGCAUUUGAUGCUUUGUUAAACAGGAAGGGAGGAAAUUAAGUACAAAUUAUUUAUAUGCAUUAAUUUAAGAGCAUCUACUUAGAAGAAACCAAAUAGUCAAUCGCCCUCAUAUCAUAGUGUUUUUUAACAAAAUAUUUUUUUAAGGGAAAAGUUCCAGGAGGGAUGGCGUAUGCAUCAGGUGCUUUCUAGGCAGGAUUACACAUAAAGUUUCGGUUACAGAGCAUUUUACCAUGGUCCUCUUUAGCUGUCCAAAGUCUUAGGCUAUGCAUCUUUUUUUUUUCAGUAAAGGCCAAGACCAGUCUUAGAUUCAUUUCUGGUUUCAGGGCAGCGCUGCAGUCAGCUGCUUCCCAGGGACUCAGACCGUGCAGAGCAAGUCCUACGACCCCACCAGAGACCCAGUACCCUCUCCCCCUCUCCUCUUGGUUCCAGGUUCACACCAUGGCACGCAGACGUCUACUUCUGAGGUUUGGUACCUACUGUGGAAUGAGAAUAAAUCCCUAAAUUGAGGCAGACACUUAACCUUCAACCUUACUUUAAUGUGUCACUAAGCCCAAGAAAGUCAAUGGAAACAUUUAGGAUCUUUGUCUUCAGCCAAGUGUGGAGUGGGAUUGGGGUCUGUAUUGGUAUGAUAUAUACUAUAGGGUAGAGAUUCAGUGGUUGGGAACCUGCAGGUGCUCCAUUUUCUGAGCUUUGACUAUCAGAGCAGCAUUAGUGGAGAGUGAGGAAAAACAAAAAGUCCAAAAGCAUUUAUUAUGGCAGGUUUGGAUUUGAUUUGGGGUUUUUUUUGAGUGGGAACAUAAAUUUUGUUGUUCAUUAAUAACCCCUCAACAUUUCUAAACUGGUAUACUUUGAAGGCAUUUGUAAGCUCUCAAGGAGCACUUCUGAGUGUGUGUGUAUUUUUUAACUCAUUUUUUAUUAUGGGCUGUUCGGAGAAGAGUCAGAAAGAUUCAGUAUGAUCAAAAUCCAGCUGAUAAGUGUCCACACUGCCCUAAUUUGUUCCCACUUUCAGUUCUUCAGUCGUUUCAAUUAAUCAUGGCUUAGGCUUGUGAACUUUAAAGCUUCAACCCUGCAGAUGGUUCUGUAUGGGCAGACCCACAAGCAUGCACAGAUAUGAUUGUAAUUGAGCUAUAUAAGAGCAGAUGGUUUCCACCAAAUCACUCCCUGCAGGGAAUCAAGGCCUUGGAGAAGAAAUGUAAUUUCCUCGUUGCCAUAUCCCAAUCACAUUAUAAGCGUUUUUUUGCAUUUACUUUCUGUUG